CCACGGUGAAAACUUGGCCGCACGUGGAUGUACACCUCCACUCUACAUGCGCGAACUGGUGAAGUGCUUCAAGUCAAGUCCGUAAGCUUCAGGCGAUUUGUAAGACGCCGAUUGGACGUUCAGAAGACUGCAGCCCAGCUAUUCUUUGACCGCAAGCAUCUAUUUUUCGAGUGGACAUAGUGUGUGGCCUCGUCUUAUUUACAGCUACAUCGCGAGUUGCGUCAGGUAUCAACGUGCAUGAGCACCACGGCCCAAAAGACUGCCGCCCUUACUAGCGAUCAAGUGCAAUCGUCGGGUGCAGCAAGCGAAGAAGAAGGCAGUGACAUCUUUGUGGCAGCACAGUAUGGUGAUUGGCAACGCAUAGAUUGGCUCAUAACGAAUAAGAAGUACACAGCAGAUGCGCGCAAUGAGCAAGGCGUCACUCCCCUACAUUGGGCAGCUAUCAAUGAUCGUCUCUCGGCCGCCAAAACGCUGUUGGACCACGGAGCAGAGGUGGACGCAUUGGGUGGAGAUUUGAAAGCAACCCCAUUGAUGUGGGCUGCAAAGUCUGGACACACAGCCAUGGCCCACUUGCUGUGCCAACAAGGAGCUGAUCCAGAGCGUGUCGAUGCUCAGGGAUACAAUGCGCUUCAGCUCGCCACGCAUUCUUCCAAUGUGUUUCUCAUCUUGUUCCUGCUUCAGGUUGACGUUGCCGUGGAUUCAGUUGACCCACAAGGUCAUACUUGUCUCAUGUGGGCAGCCUACCAGGGGGACGCCCUGUCGGUGGAUUUGUUUGCUAGAUGGGGUGCGAGUAUCAACGCUCAGGAUAAGGAUGGCCUCAAUGCCUUGCACUGGGCUGUCGUGCGUGGCAACAAGCAUUGCAUCAAGCGUCUCAUACAGGAGGGCAUCGAUAUUGACCACAAGCAACCAAACGGAAAAUCGGCUCGUGACCUAGCGUCUGAAUUGAAGACACUGCAUGCUCUAGAAGAUGGACUGGCACUUGCCGGGCGUGAUCCAGAAACGGGCCGCAUCAUGUCAUCAUGGCUGCCGAAGUCGUUGCAUAGGAAAGCAAUCUUCUCACUUCCCCAUUUGGUCAUUGGCAUUGUUUUGCUGCUCUUCAGUCGUGCUUCUAUUAUCAUUGCGCUACCAGUCAAUAUCUUGGUAGUCUUAACAUGCCAGAAGAUUGAGGCUGGCCUGCAAGGUAAGGAGCAAAGCAUACAUCAAACGCCUUAUCUUGCUGGCAUCUUUGCUGGAUCUGCAUUUUGGACAACGCUACAUUGGCUCUUUCGCGUACUUCCCGCAACCUACUUGGCCUACACACUUUGCAACUGCAUCUUCGGAGUGAUUUUUGCUCUUUGUCUAUUCAAUUUCUAUCGCGCUAUGCUCAUCGACCCCGGCUUUGUAAAGACACAAGAAGGAAGCCGCGCGGAACAGCGCGAUACUAUCGAAAAGCUCGUCCAGGAUGGGAAUUUCGAUGCACAGCACUACUGCGUGUAUUGUCUCAUGCGCAAACCACUACGCAGUAAGCACUGCAAAGUUUGCAAACGCUGCGUAGCGCGCCAUGAUCACCACUGUCCAUGGGUCGACAACUGUAUUGGCCUGAGAAAUCACCGCUCAUUCAUGGCUUACCUUUUGACCUUAUUUGCCGGCAUUCCAAUGUAUGCUUAUCUGACUUACCAAGGUACACCGCCCACUCUACGAUACGCUUCUGACUUUUAGCUUUGAGCAUUCUUGGACCAGUGGAUGGAGCAGUCG
Protomyces lactucae-debilis is the source of this 1734-nucleotide messenger RNA. RefSeq names its product ankyrin repeat-containing domain protein. Gene Ontology annotation, cellular component: Golgi membrane. NCBI's taxonomy places the organism in Eukaryota, Fungi, Ascomycota, Taphrinomycetes, Taphrinales, Protomycetaceae. The coding region runs from base 238 to 1698 and encodes 486 amino acids. The record is from RefSeq and is a predicted model, not a curated record. Gene Ontology annotation, molecular function: palmitoyltransferase activity; protein binding. Gene Ontology annotation, biological process: protein palmitoylation. The transcript has 2 exons.